Soboliphyme baturini is the source of this 1269-nucleotide messenger RNA. Lineage: Eukaryota; Metazoa; Nematoda; Enoplea; Dioctophymatida; Soboliphymatidae. The record is from the annotation of a GenBank genome assembly.
UCGGUGCAGAUCGACGAGAUCUUGCUGUGGAAAUGCGUCCACUUGUUGCAGACGAUUGUCGCCGGUGACCAAGGCGCGCUUCCGGCCUCCACCUCUGACUUUACAGCAUUGAACACCGAUUCACGCCAUUGCUUCUUUGGCAUCCUCAACUUGGCGAUCAAGAAACUGUUCCUCUCCGUUCUGACGUCAUCAUCACUUCCGGUGCAGCUGCAGCUAGUCAAGCAGCAGUUCGACUUCCCGUUGGUUCGUUUCGAAAACGCGCCAGUUGAACUAGCGCCAUUUCAGCAGUUUUACUACUUCGAGUCGUUCACUUUUCUUGUGGACGCUGUGGUGAAGCAUUUUGCGAGAGAGUUAAAAAGUCAAGCGGUGAAAAUUUUGGGCAGCGUCGAUUUUCUCGGAAACCCGCUGGGAUUGUUUUAUGACGUCAGCGGUGGUCUUCAGGAGUUGAUAAUCGAAGGCAACGUAGCAGGCUUCGUGACUGGUGUUUGGCACGGAGUGUCGAAUUCGGCCGCCAAGAUCACAAACGCAUUGUCAGAAGGAGUCGGCAAGUUUUCGAUGGACGAGCAGCAUCGUCACUACCGCGCAACGAUUCGUCACGGCAACGCUCAGAACCCCAUUGGUCAUUUGAUGACUGGCUUUAAGGGUUUGGGCAUUGGAGUUUUUGGUGGUGUGACGUCAUUGUUGAGUCAAAUGGUCGACGGAGCGGUGAACAGUGGCUUGCAGGGUCUCGUGUCCGGAUUCGGCAAAGGUCUCGUAGGCACCGUCGCCAAACCUGUGCAGGGCGUGCUCGAUUUUGCCAGUGGCGCCGCUGCUGCGGCGAAAGAAGUGGUCUCAGGUUCAAGCACACUGAAUUCCCGCUUCCCGCCAAAACGGCUUCGUCUACCACGGGUGAUCAGGAAUCUGCAAUGCGCCUUGCCGCCUUACGACAGCGAUCUCGCCGAAGCACAGCAAACCAUGCUGCAGCUGAAGCCGAACAGUGACGAUUCAUUGGAAAAGAUAGAUGACCUGACACCAACUUCUCACUGCAUUUGUAGGCGCACAAACAUUGCCAAUGCGAGCCGUAUCUCUGUUCAGACCCAAAGGACCUUUUCAUGGCUACCGCAAAAUUUGUUUCGACUAUGGAAGAAGCCAAAUAUUGCCACCUUGAACUGCCAGUCCUUGAAAGAUGAAGCCACUGAAUCUGCCACUACAAGAACCUUAAACAAUCUAAACGCACUGAUCACGUGCCCUCCAAGAAACACGAAAAGAAACACGAAACAGAAACAUUAA